AUGGCGACGCCCUCCGACGUCACCGCGAUCCGCGAGACGUUCGAGGCUGCCGACCAAGGCCACGUCUUCGCGCACUACGACGCGCUCGACGCGUCGCAGCGCGCGUCGCUGUCGGCGUCGCUCGCCGCGAUCGGAGAUCCGCAUCGCGCGGCGUCCAUCUACGCGCGGUCUACCGCCGCGCACGCCGCGAACGCGUCGUCCGAUGGAUCCGGUGAUCCCGCGGGGUCCUCCCUGUACUAUGCGCCCGUCGCCGCGGACGACGGCGUCGACACCGCGGACGCGAGCGUCGUCGCGAGAUGGACAGAGGAAGGGAUCGCGAUCGCGCGACGCGGCGAGCUCGCGGUCGUCCUACUCGCGGGAGGGCAAGGCACGCGACUGGGGAGCGCGGACCCGAAGGGGAUGUACGACAUCGGGCUCCCUAGACACAGGAGCCUGUUUCAGUUCCAAGCGGAGCGGCUGCUGAAGCUGACGCGAUUGGCGGGGAAGGAAGGAGAGGGCGUUGGGGAGAGAGCGAUCGUGCCGUGGUACGUGAUGACUUCGCCGCACACGCACGCCGCCACGGUUGAGUAUUUUCGCGAGAAGAAUCACUUCGGGCUGCCCGAAUCCGAGAUCACGUUCUUCCAGCAAGGCACGCUGCCGUGCUUCGACGACGACGGGAAGAUGAUCAUGAAGUCGAGGCACGAGGUGGCGACCGCGCCGGACGGGAACGGCGGCUUGUACGCCGCGCUCCACGCGUCGGGCGCGAUCGACGACAUGCGACGCAGAAACGUUAAACACGUGUACGCGUACUGCGUCGACAACGCGCUCGUGAAGCCCGGGGACCCGACGUUCGUGGGAUUCUGCGCGCUGCGAAACGUUGCCGCGGGCGCCAAGGUGAUCGCGAAAGCGGCCGCGGACGAGCCCGUGGGCGUGUUCACGCGGCGGGACGGUAAAGUCCACGUCGUGGAGUACUCCGAGAUGCCGGCGGCGCUCGCGACGGCGACGGACGCGGACACCGGGAAGCUCACGUACGACUGCGCGAACGUCGCGCUGCACUACUACAGCUUCGACUUCCUCGCGAAGUGCUGCGACCCGGACGGGGAGGUGCAAAAAGCGCUGACGUAUCACGUCGCGCGGAAGAAGAUCCCGCGGUUGAGCGACGACGACGCGACGACGACGACGCCAGAGUCGCCCAACGGCGUGAAACUCGAGGCGUUCAUCUUCGACGCGCUGCAGUUCGCGGGCGACUCCGUCGCGUUCCUGCGCGGCGUUCGCGAGGACGACUUCGCGCCGGUGAAGAACGCGGAGGGGACGGGGAAGGACUCGCCGGACACCGCGAGGAAGCUGGUGAGCGGGCAGCACGUCCGGUGGAUUGAAAAGCACGGCGGCUCGGUCGUCUAUAACAUGGACGACGCGGGGUGGGAGAUCGCGCCCGCGGUGUCGUACGCGGGGGAAGGCCUGGAGGAGAUCGUGAAGAAGAAAGGGGCGUUUCCGUUCAUGGCGUACAGGGAUAACCUCGAGCCGGACUUGGAGGAGGCUCGGAGAAAGCGCACGGCGGGGGCGGUCGCGGCGGAGGACGCGCGAAUGGCGAAGAAAUGAAAAUUGAUUUCAGUUCGUUCGCGUAACCGGACAGGACGGAAUCGGAACGCGUCGUCGGUUCGAACGAUUCGAUUUAAUGAUUGAUUAUAAUCACAAAAA
This is a messenger RNA of Micromonas pusilla CCMP1545, 1677 nucleotides long. RefSeq lists its product as uncharacterized. The transcript is spliced from 3 exons. Lineage: Eukaryota; Viridiplantae; Chlorophyta; Mamiellophyceae; Mamiellales; Mamiellaceae. Bases 1 to 1578 code for a protein of 525 amino acids. Gene Ontology annotation, molecular function: UDP-N-acetylglucosamine diphosphorylase activity. The record is from RefSeq and is a predicted model, not a curated record. Gene Ontology annotation, biological process: UDP-N-acetylglucosamine biosynthetic process.